UAUACAGACUGGUACUCUGGACAGCCUAAUACUGUCGGUGGAAACGAAGCAUGUGGUAUCAUAGGUAGUGGUAAUGCAUGGUGGGAUUUACCAUGUACAUUACUAAUUCCCUUUAUCUGCUAUAAUGCUAAUUUCAGUGGUGCUGCCCAGUUUAUUGGCAUCACUACACCUCUGUCCUGGCCUCAAGCUCAGGCUUACUGUAGAGAAAAUCACACAGAUUUGGCCAGCGCUCUUAACAGUUCAGACCAAAACAUGUUAUGGCAGGUGUGGAAUAUCCAGGGUGAUUCCUGGAUUGGGCUCUACAGAGACGACACAUGGAAGUGGUCAGAUGGAACCACCGCUUCAAACCUACCAUGGGCUCCUGGAUACCCCUAUAAUUAUUAUGGCAAUGCGAACUGUGCAAUGGUUUAUAACAGACUGUUCUAUAAUACACCCUGCACCACCCUGUACUAUUUCUUCUGUCAUUCCAAUGAAGCAAAAACUGAAAGAACAUGGCAUGUUGGAGAACAGCACAGUGACCUGGAGGGUGCAGCCAGAUGGAAACAUCUUCAAGAAGAAAAAAGAUGACCUGUAACAUCUAAAUGUUCACCUUUAAGUCCAGCAGAUUGUAAACUGACUGAAAUGUAUUUAACCGUAAAUAUUUAAGCUUUAAUCAGUAGGGGGCGGUAGAUAUACUGGGUUUAAUACAUCAGUGUGUCGUAGUAAAGAAUAAAUCCUAUAUAGAAGAGAGAGAAUGUAACAGACCCUGUAAAUACACUAUGUACUUAGAACAGUCAGAUAUAAUGACCUUGGCACUAUUACUGUCCUUUUAUUCUUAUCUCUAUUUAGAUAUAUUUACUUAUUUUGUUGUCUUUUAUUCUAAUAUCUGUACU
Messenger RNA from Tachysurus vachellii, 872 nucleotides. RefSeq names its product macrophage mannose receptor 1-like. The annotation marks the transcript as partial. The transcript is spliced from 3 exons. Lineage: Eukaryota; Metazoa; Chordata; Actinopteri; Siluriformes; Bagridae. The record is from RefSeq and is a predicted model, not a curated record.